Nyctereutes procyonoides (raccoon dog) is the source of this 2580-nucleotide messenger RNA. It is a transcript of the gene ADAM29, whose product is annotated as ADAM metallopeptidase domain 29. The record is from RefSeq and is a predicted model, not a curated record. Gene Ontology annotation, biological process: male gonad development; proteolysis. NCBI's taxonomy places the organism in Eukaryota, Metazoa, Chordata, Mammalia, Carnivora, Canidae. The transcript has a single exon. Gene Ontology annotation, molecular function: metalloendopeptidase activity. The coding region runs from base 1 to 2580 and encodes 859 amino acids. Gene Ontology annotation, cellular component: plasma membrane; external side of plasma membrane; sperm head plasma membrane.
AUGACUCUGACUAAAGCUCUGCUGUACAUGAGGAUCAUACCCCUGCUACCCUGGCUUGGGGUGCUUCUGUCCUUUUGUGAAUACACCCAGGCUGAAGACCCCCAAUAUCAGAGUACCCCAGAAGUAGUGAUUCCUUUGAAGAUACCUGACACCAGCAGAGGCAUGAAGCCUUCUGGCUGGCUCUCUUACAGCCUGCGUUUUGGGGGCAAGAGACACAUUGUCCACAUGAAGGCCAAAAAGUAUUUGCUGUCUAGACACCUCCCAGUGUUCACCUACACAGACCAAGGUGCUCUCCUCGAGGACCAACCCUUUGUUCCAAAGGACUGCUACUACCACGGUUAUGUGGAGGGGGACCCAGAAUCCCUGGUUUCUCUCAGUUCCUGUUCUGGUGGCUUUCAAGGAUUGUUACAGAUAAAUGACUUUGCUUAUGAAAUUAAGCCCAUGACUUUUUCUACUAAAUUUGAACAUCUGGUAUAUAAAAUGGAUAGUGAGAAGACUCAAAUUUCAGGCAUGAACUCUGAUUUUAUGCAAGAGGAAACUGUAUCCCAACUGGAGUCUCAAAAGAUUAAUAAUUCUACUCAGAAGCAAAGUGCUUAUUCCAGCUGGUGGGUCCAUAUGUAUAUUAUGGAAUUAGCAGUGGUGGUGGACCACAGUCUAUAUGUUCAUAUAAAAAAGAAUAUUUCAAAGUUUAAUGAGGACCUAUAUGCUAUGGUAAAUAUAGUGGAUUCCAUUUAUGAUGGAAUGGGUCUUAAACUGUCAUUGUUUGGUUUGGAGUUCUGGACUGAAAGAAACUAUAUUCAAGUAAAUGAUGUACAUAGAUCUCUGAGAUAUUUCUGCGUUUGGAAAAAUAGAAACUUUGGUUUGCGCCUGCAACAUGAUACUGUACAUCUUUUUAUAAAUCAAACAGUACGAGGAAUGAGUGGUUUAGGUUAUCGUAAUGGAAUGUGUCAGCCAUUGCAAAGUUGUGCAAUUAUUACUACUACAAAUAAAACCUUGAACAAGAUUGCAAUUGCAAUAGCUCAUCAUCUUGGCCAUAAUCUGGGUAUGACUCAUGAUGAUGCCUUUUGUAAGUGUGGACAUCCUAAAUGUAUAAUGCAUGUUUCAAACCCACCAGUAACUGCAUUUAGCAAUUGUAGUUAUUCUUAUUUUUGGUCAUAUAGUUUACAGUUCGCACAAUGUUUGUUCUACAAGACACAUCCAAAGGACAUAUUUUCAAAGAAGCGUUGUGGGGAUGGUAUUGUUGAAGAAGAUGAGGAGUGUGACUGUGGAUCUUUACAGAGUUGUUCAACAGAUGCCUGCUGUCUGACAAACUGCACUCUGGCUUAUGGGUCUAUUUGUGCUUUUGGGCUUUGUUGCAAAGACUGCCAGUUAUUACCACCAGGAAUAAUGUGUAGAAAAGAGGUCAAUGAAUGUGAUCUUCCAGAGUGGUGCGAUGGAAGAUCCCCAUUUUGCCCAAAGGAUGUAUAUGUGGAGGAUGGAAUUCCCUGUAAUGAAAGUGCCUAUUGCUAUGAAAAGAAAUGUAACAACCGCAAUGAUCAGUGUAAGCAGAUUUUUGGCAAAGAUGCAAUAAGUGCAAGUCCUAGUUGCUACAAUAGCAUGAACACUCGUGGUGACCGUUUUGGGAACUGCGGCAUCCUCAAGUCUACAUAUAUAAAAUGUAAUGUCUCAGACAGCCAAUGUGGGAGAAUUCAGUGUAAGAAUGUGACCCAAAUGCCCCUUUUGAGAGACCAUUCCACCGUGAUUCAUACUCACUUCAAUAAUGUCAUCUGCUGGGGUAUCGACUACCACUUGGGGAUGACCAUACCUGAUCUUGGAGAAGUGAAAGAUGGCACAGAGUGUGGCCCAGAACAUAUCUGCAUGAACAGGAAGUGUGUCCAUUUAUCUCGCUUGGAUAGUAAUUGUACGCCUAAAUUCUGUAACAUGAGGGGCAUUUGCAACAAUAAACAUCACUGCCAUUGCAACUCUGUCUGGGACCCACCCAACUGCCUCAUUAGGGGCAAUGGAGGUAGUAUUGAUAGUGGCCCACCCCCUAAGAGAGAAAAGAUAAAGAAGAAGUACUUGUUAAUAGCCUCACUUUUUUGGUUGCUUCUUUUAUUAUGUUGUCUUCUUUGUCUUUGUAUGAGGAGAAAGAAAAAAGAAGUUCCCGCUCAACCUGAUAAACAACCGCAAAUGGUUCCACCUCCACCUGCAAAGCCACAGAAAAAAGUCCCACCUCCACCCGCAAAGGCACAGAAAAAGAUUCCACCUCCACCUGCAAAACCCCCGCAAAAGGCUCCUACUCAGCCUGCCAAGCCACCGCAACAGGCUCCGACUCAGCCUGCAAAGCCACAGCAAAAGCCUUCAGCUCAGUUUUCAAAAUCACAGCAACAGCUUUCAGCUCAGUCUUCAAAAUCACAGCAAAAGCUUUCAGCUCAGUCUUCAAAAUCACAGCAAAAGCUUUCAGCUCAGUCUUCAAAAUCACAGCAAAAGCUUUCAGCUCAGCCUUCAAAAUCACAGCAAACUCUUAAGAGUCAAUCUAGCGUAACAGUUGGCCCAAGUGGGAAACAAAGGCCAUCAGUCACAAAGAAUGUACCCAAAUAA